CACAACAAAGCAACAACUCGUCCUUUUUUGCGGAUAUUCCGAGCUAAAAAAUGGCUCUUUGAACUCGUGAAGUUGUUGGACCCGUGAAGAAAUCGUGCUUUGCUUUAGCAACGCACCCCCAAGUGCUCUACCUUUUUUUCUGCAAGAAUGGAGUUUCAUUAUGCACACCCAGCCCUGCUCUCUGUGGCCCAUCUGUCAGACCCCGCUUGCUCUCAGCAUAUGCUUGGACUUGGACUGAUUCAAAGCACCAACAGACAAUAUGAUGGCAACAUCAGCUCCUGUUUGGAAGACUCUUCGUGUCUGCCCGGCAGACCCCCUCGCUCUCUCUCACCCACAGGCUAACCACAGCCAAUCACAGGGGUGCAGGGGGGAGGUGUCAGAGGAGAGUCAGCACUUAAUUGGUGAUGGUCUGACUGACUGGAUGACGGAAGAAGUGGAUUUCUCCUCGUACCUCCCAAACCCUCCUUCCCCUCCCUCCUCCACCAAUGCCUCCCUUCCCCCUUCACCCCUUCAGAAUGAUAUUCAGGUGCCCUCUGACUUGGAGGUCAUGACCUCUCUGCUGCAAGAGGAACUUGCCCAACUAGAGGACUACUUCCUGUCUGAACCACUGCCAGAGAAAGGACCGAGGCUGGGAAAAUGCGACAGGGGUCCACUGCCGGCGGGUCCUCAGCAGUUCAGUCAGCUGCCAUAUGCAUCAUACUCGACAUCCAACCAAUCGGAAUCCAGCCCACUCCUUGUUACCCUGGCAACCGGUGAACUGGACCUGCUGAGCAUCUGUGGCGGGCCCAUUGGGCGAUCCAAAAUUCCAAGACACGCCCCGUACAGCUGCAGUCGCCCCACUGGGUGUGUUAGGAAAAGAGUUCCUGAUGGUGCGAGGUUCAAUGAGGGCUACGAUAACAGUUUGUUGAGUUCCAAAGGAAACAACUCAGGUAACUCAGCCGUAACCCUCACAGGUAACUACGACUGUGUAGAGGACGAGCAGCUGGUAGGGAAAAGCUACUGUCUGGGUAGUGCAGUCGAGGUCAGAAGAUGUGCCGUUCUACCAAAAGACGACAAAAAUUGCUGUUUCAGCCAAGAUGUCAUAGGUGGCGGAAAAGUAGUUGGAUUUGGCUGUGGUGGAUCGCUUGAUGUCCCGCACAAGAAAGAGGAUCUGCUGAUGUAUAGCAUGAGGGAAGUCAGCGGAGGCACUGCUAACAACGAGGUGCUGAAUAGUAUCAAGAAUAGUGUGGAGGUGACAAAAGCCACAUGCUCUUGGAAAACAGAGAGCAGCGAAGGUUGUUAUCUUCCAGCAACACCGCAGUCUGAGGCCUUUCAUAGCUACUUAGGCAACAUCACCGAACAGGUGAAAUCAGAGAGUCUACAGAUAGCGCAACAUGAUUUACACUGUAAUUUCCUGGAGAAUCAGGGCCCAGAGUGUCUUUUAAUGGCUAGGGAGAGUUUGAACUUGGAGUCUUCAGGGCACCGACAAGCAUGCAGACUGAAGGAAGACCACUGUGCUUUAACAUACGACGAAGACGACCUCAUUCCAGGUGAAGGCGGCGAGCGCAAACAGAAGAAGAGAGAUCAGAACAAAACUGCCGCUCACAGAUAUCGCCAGCGAAAAAGGGCGGAGCUAGAUUCUUUGGAGGGACAGUUGCAUUGCCUUGAAGGCAGGAACCGGGAGCUCCGGGACAAGGCAGAGUCGGUAGAACGUGAAAUCCAGUAUGUCAAAGAUCUGCUGAUUGAAGUUUACAAGGCCCGCAGCCAAAGGCUGAAGCAGGACACAACAGCGUAACGCCAAGCUCUUGCAAGUAAAUUUAAAGAGGGCAUAACAGGGAGAAUGUGGCGCUUUUUGUGUCUUUAACAUUGUUCAGAAUUGAAUGUUUAUUUUUAAAUGCAUGCUUUGCUAAUGUGAUUUUUUUUUUUUACAUUUGAAAUCAACACUAUCCAAUGCUUCCAUUGCUUUCGCACUCUAAUCACUCGAGCCUGCACUGUGGCAUUGCAAUGCUUUAAAUGACAAUCAUUUUUAAUAGAUCUCGCACUGCGUGGAUCCACUAAUUGAAAUACGCUUAUUUCUGAAGAAGUAAUGUUAUUCAUUAUGCAGGUUUAAUCAUUUUUAACAGCCUUACAUUGGAAUUGAUGUCAGCAAUAGAACUUCAUGUUUUUUUUUUCAAUUACUGUACCAUCCUUUUCACUAGUUGAAGUUGUCAAAUAUGUUGUGGGUGUCAACAUGUGAAACUGCAUCACUUCAUUUUGAAUACAUCUUUCAAACCAAAUACUUUUCUAUAAUAAUUUCUCGCCUCUCUUGAACAGCAAAUGUUAUUUCAACUAUUAUGAAUAUUUUAAAAUAUUAGAAUUGCUCUUGAAGAUGCAUUGACUUUUACAAUGGCGGAAAGAACGGCUGAUGUACAGAAGAGCAAAAAAUAAUUUCAUCAAUUUAAUAUUGUUACAAUUUUAUUGGACAAUGCGUUUGAUAGACUUCAGUUUCUGCAGCCCAACAUAUUCAUUUGUAAAAUGGAAUUUGAUGUUUUGAGUAUUUAGUUCCUGUUUUCUUUUACUGAAUGUCAAACAUUUUACCCUGCUUUGUUGGAAACAUUAUUUUGUCUACUUUAUUGGUUGUUUUUUUUCCUGAUAUUUGCAUUACUUUUAUUUUAACAUAUCACCGAUUUUUUCCAGAAAUGAAUAAUGUCCAAAUUAUAAAUGAUGUGAUCAAAAUAUAAUUUAUCAUUUAUACUGUUUUGAAGGUGGAAACUGACUUUUUGUGUGUGUUUGUGGCAGUUGUGUCAUCUAUUGCAUAUUGCAAAUAUUACAAUCUGUUUUGCAGCUCAGGAUAUGCAAUUUGUCCUCCAGUCCUACCGAUGCCAGUGGAAGAUUCAUGGCACCAGACUUCUUUCCUUCAUUUUACAUGCUAAAGAUUUCACUGCUAUAGGUUUUCACGAAGAAAAAAAAAGAAAAAAAAAAGGAAAAGGAUAUCCUUAUGUACAAAUAUUUUAACUAGUGGAGUUUUAGCAGCCUCCCUCUGCAUGUUUUUCCAUAAACGGAGUAGGAAAUGUAGGAUUUCAGAAAUAAGUCGGGGAUUCUUCCUCUAAAGAGCUUGCUAAGGCAAUACAUUUUAUAGGCCUCUGGCUGAUCUGCACUAAUUUGUAACAACUUUUGUAUGUUCAGAGAGUGAAGUGUGUUAGCCUUUUCUUUGUAGAAAGUUAACUGAAAAAAAUCUCAUUAGGUUAUUUGUAAAGGCUUUUGCAGUGUUAGCUUGGGUGUAAGAGGAUACUGUGUAAAUAAUUUUCCAAUUUGAUUGUUGCUAAGCAAAUAACCACUACUGUUACUGCCUAUACCGGGGAUAGAUUUUUUCUAUGCAUAUUUAUUUUCAAACAAUCAUGGCUACAUGAACGCUGACCUUUGGACAUUUAUGUGUAACAAGAAAUUCAUCUCACAUUCCUGCGGUGUACUAUCAACUGCGAUUGUUAAAACCAAAAAUAUGUGACAGCACAUUACUUUCAUGUUCAUUUAAUCAUAUAUGCACAUGUCCUUUGUGUGGCGUCAAGUUUUUUUGUUUUCCUUUAAAAAAUAAAUAAAGUGUGUCAUCAACCCAGUC
Messenger RNA from Cottoperca gobio, 3574 nucleotides. It is a transcript of the gene atf5a, whose product is annotated as activating transcription factor 5a. The transcript has 4 exons. Gene Ontology annotation, molecular function: DNA-binding transcription activator activity, RNA polymerase II-specific; RNA polymerase II transcription regulatory region sequence-specific DNA binding. Gene Ontology annotation, cellular component: nucleus. The record is from RefSeq and is a predicted model, not a curated record. The coding region runs from base 260 to 1774 and encodes 504 amino acids. Lineage: Eukaryota; Metazoa; Chordata; Actinopteri; Perciformes; Bovichtidae. Gene Ontology annotation, biological process: regulation of transcription by RNA polymerase II.